AUGCAGGUGUUGUCGGCAAAUAAUGUCAAAAUUUAUAAUUUAAGUGCAGGCAAAUCAAUUCCGGAUUGGAUUACUGACCGAAGACGGCGAAAGCUGGAACAAAAAGAUAUAGAUUUGCGAAGACGAAUACAAUUGAUACAAGAUUUUGACAUGCCAGACAUGAGUAAUACAGUCACGAUCUCUCCUGAUGGACGCUACAUAUUUGCUACUGGUACCUACAAGCCCUUUUUAAAAUGUUUUGAUGUAGAUGAUCUGUCUUUGAAGUUUUCACGAGGUCUGGAUGCUGAUGUCGUAAAAAUGAUUGUGCUCAGUGAUGAUUAUUCUAAGUUCAUUCUUCUGCAAGAAGAACGAUAUCUCGAGAUGCAUGCUGCCUAUGGAAGGUAUUUCAGAAUGAGGAUUCCAAAAUUUGGUCGUGAUAUGGCCUUCUGUCAUGAAGUGAGUGAUCUGUACAUUGUGGGAAGUGGCAGUGAAAUAUGGCGCUUGAAUUUGGAAGAAGGAAAGUUUCUGGAGCCUUUGAAAACAUCGUCCUCUUCAUUGACAUGUUGCGAAUUCAAUAAAGAUCACCAGCUUUUUACUUGUGGAACGAAUGAUGGUCAUAUCGAAGCUUGGGAUCAUAGAGAUGCAAGUCGAUGUGGCAUUCUCGAUUGCGCUUUAUAUUUUCCUUCGCAUAAUGAGCUACCAGAAGUUACCUCAUUGUGUUUCAAAGAUUCGCUUCAUCUUGGAGUCGGUACUAGUACCGGUCAUAUCUUACUAUUCGAUAUCAGAUCCAGCAAACCCUUGUUUAUUAAAGACCAUCAGAAUGGCUUACCGAUAACUAAACUUGAUUUUGUUCCUGACCAUAAUCUUGUCCUGAGUAUGGAUAUGCGUGUAUUGAAAAUGUGGCAAGAAAUGGAUGGUAAACCAUUUGCUGCUAUCGAACCUGGAUCCAAUUUAAACAGUUUCUGUCGCUACCCUGGCUCCGGACUUCUGUUUAUGGCAAAUGAAGCUCCAAAGUUGUUACAAUAUUUCGUUCCAUCUCUGGGUAUGGCUCCUAAAUGGUGUUCUUAUCUUGAGAUGAUUACAGAAGAACUUGAAGAAGCGGAACAACCAGUGGUGUAUGAUGACUACAAAUUUGUGACAAAAGAGCAGCUUGAGGAAGUAGGUUUGUCACAUCUUAUUGGAACAAAUCUUUUGCGUGCAUAUAUGCAUGGUUAUUUCAUGGAUAUGCGACUUUACAAUAAAGCAGAGAUGUUUACACAGCCGUUUGCAUAUGAAAAUUACAAACAAAGAAAGAUAAUGGAAAAAAUUGAUGAGCAGCGCUCUUUACCAGUUACUCAUAAAACAGUAAAGAAACCGACACUGCCGAGCAUUAACAGAGAACUGGCAUCAAAAUUAAUAACUGAACUGUCUUUGACGGAAGAAAUGAAAAAAGUUAAUAAAAAAGCACGGAAAAAGAGUGAACAAAUAACUUCCAUACUGUCAGACGAGCGAUUCGGCUCUCUUUUCACGAAUGCUGAUUUUCAAAUUGAUGAAAGCAGUGAGCAUUAUCAGCAGCUUGCACAGGCUUCCAAAAAAUUGAAGGACAAACAAUUGAAAUUGCGGAGGAGAAAUGGUGGUGUGAGCAGUAAAGACGAAGAAGAGUUGGAAAUGCAGAGCAGUAUUUAUUUGAAUGACGUGGAUGUCAGUGGAAGCACAAGUAGCAGCAACACGAGCAGUGUUAGUGGUGAAGAUUCUGAAAGUGAUCUUGAUAGUGACAGUGAAAGUAUUUCGGAAAAAGAUAUGCUAAUGGAAGCUGAAAUUGAAGAGAAGAGAGCUGACAGAAAUCUAUGUUCAGUAAAAUUGAAGGAUCGGAAACCAAAAGGUUUCGAUUUAAUUGAAUUAGAUGCAGGUGAAGAUGUGAGCCAUUACUUACAACAAAAGGUGGAUGAUAAAGAGACAAAGGUUGAGACGAUGGGUGCGAAACGCGAGAGUCUUCAUGAAGUUACUGAAAAUGAACAAUGCACAUCAUUUGGUGGUCGUCAAAUGGCAUUUCAAUUGCAAUCACGUAAUUCGGCUCCAACAAGAGAGCAUGUAGUAGAGCGAGAAAGACUUCAUUUACAAGAAAGGAAGAAAUGUAGGCGUGGGACGCGAGAAAUCAAUAAAACGUUAAAGAGACUUCCUGGAAAGAGAGUGUUUCGUCGUAGGUGA
Messenger RNA from Thelazia callipaeda (thelaziosis nematode), 2166 nucleotides. Lineage: Eukaryota; Metazoa; Nematoda; Chromadorea; Rhabditida; Thelaziidae. The record is from the annotation of a GenBank genome assembly.